GACGAAGCUGGCGCAGGUCACACAAACUCACAGGCGCAGCUGAGUGACGGAGCCCCAAAGAGGGACGGCACACUCAGAACAUUGAAAUGGCAGACGCAGCCGUAGCAACACCCGCAGAGAAGAAGGCUCCUCCCAAAUUCAAGCAGAGGACCACACGCACCUUCAAGAGCAAGGCCCCCAAACCAGGCCAGAAGGGGUUCGGAGACGACAUACCCGGCAUGGAGGGUCUGGGCACAGACAUCACCGUGGUCUGCCCAUGGGAGGCCUUUGGCGACAUGGAGCUGAGCGAUCUGGCCAAAUACGGAAUCGUCUAGAAGCCUUGUGUCUUCACCACCAAUUCCCACUCUCAUCCUUCCCUCCACUUUACCGCAGAUUACAUCACACGACUACACUGGACUUUGGGAGAAACUAAGCAAAAAACUAUUGAAGCCCAUCUUCCAUCCUUCACUUGACUCAGAAGAGCAGAGGUCAUGACCCCAAACCUUCUCUCCUUCUUCAGAGCUCCUUCUGUUGAUGUACAUUUGUAAAUGAAAAUUUUACUUUUUGUAUAGGAGGGAUGUAAAUUUAAGAAUUGUGUAGGUGUGCAGAACUGUCGAUAAACAUUU
Messenger RNA from Synchiropus splendidus (mandarinfish), 605 nucleotides. Its product is annotated as retinal cone rhodopsin-sensitive cGMP 3',5'-cyclic phosphodiesterase subunit gamma-like. Gene Ontology annotation, molecular function: cGMP binding; 3',5'-cyclic-nucleotide phosphodiesterase activity. Gene Ontology annotation, biological process: positive regulation of epidermal growth factor receptor signaling pathway; positive regulation of G protein-coupled receptor signaling pathway; visual perception. Lineage: Eukaryota; Metazoa; Chordata; Actinopteri; Syngnathiformes; Callionymidae. Gene Ontology annotation, cellular component: photoreceptor outer segment membrane. Bases 87 to 314 code for a protein of 75 amino acids. The record is from RefSeq and is a predicted model, not a curated record. The transcript is spliced from 3 exons.